AUGGCUCCGACGAUCAAAAAAAUCGCUUCCGAAUUCUACUAUGUCGAUUUCUUCGGAGAAGGAAUUGGUGUCACGGUCACUGAAUCUCCCUCUCUGAUCCGCCGAUGGAUCUACACCGAACGCUACAGAAACCGUCGACGUUACGCGUCAGACUCUCUCGUCGUAGGUGUAGGGGUCCAGUGGACACCGGGUGGUUCGGAUCCCCCGCCGGACGUUCUCCAUUUAUGCGUCAGUGGAAGUUGUCUCAUCGUCCAGUUGUCUUACUGUAAUCGCAUCCCCAACGUCCUUCGAAGAUUCCUAGCUGAUCGCAGAAUCACUUUCGUCGGCGUCUGGAACAGCCAAGACAAGGAAAAGCUCGCCAUGUGCCGCCAUAAGUUGGAGAUCUGGAGACUUCUUGACAUGAGGCACUAUAUGGUGGAUGAGGAGGACCGGAUAUGUACAUGUUCGUUUGAGAAGAUUGUGAAGGCGUGUUUGGGGCACGAAGGAGUGAGGUUAGAAAAGAGGAUAAGUAUGAGUGAUUGGGAUGAUGAGUUCCUUUCUCAUGAUCAGAUACUUCAAGCGGCAGUAGAUUCGUAUGUUUGCUCCAAAAUCGGUGCUAAUAUGCGUCUCUGGAAUGUGGGCACUUGA
This is a messenger RNA of Microthlaspi erraticum, 627 nucleotides long. The record is from the annotation of a GenBank genome assembly. NCBI's taxonomy places the organism in Eukaryota, Viridiplantae, Streptophyta, Magnoliopsida, Brassicales, Brassicaceae.